Ornithodoros turicata is the source of this 2522-nucleotide messenger RNA. Its product is annotated as probable peptidoglycan muropeptide transporter SLC46. The transcript has 2 exons. Gene Ontology annotation, biological process: transmembrane transport. The record is from RefSeq and is a predicted model, not a curated record. Gene Ontology annotation, cellular component: membrane. Lineage: Eukaryota; Metazoa; Arthropoda; Arachnida; Ixodida; Argasidae. Bases 355 to 1998 code for a protein of 547 amino acids. Gene Ontology annotation, molecular function: transmembrane transporter activity.
UACAGUCGCGCUUGCUCACUGAUAUAGGCACUAGUAUCGAAUAAGGUCAAUACAUACGUAAAUUUUGGUACAGCAUUUAUUAUUAACACGCUGGGAAUACUGUAAACGGGAUGAUGUCGGAAUGUGGCAAACAUGGAGAGCACGCGGAGGGACGCACUUUUUGUGGCGGAUGCUCGUCGAGGACUCCCAUGCGUUCCGGAGGGCCGGAUUGACUUGCAAUAUGCUGUUAUGCCGCUUUUCCAUACCUUUGCUUCUAAGCUCGUUUUGGAAAGGUGAUAAACGGCUCAGCUGAUCCACUGGCAAGAAAGUAUCCCAAGACAUAGCUGUGAUUGCUUCGACACACCAGGCACUUCAAUGGAGGGCGGACUGUACGAUGAAGCAGGCGAUAUGCUGGAGAGCUACGUUCGACGCUCCUGCACUUCACGAAUGGCUCGCUACAGAAGGAGGUUCCGCGAAUUCUUUGCUCCCCACGGGCUCCACGGAACUGUCCGUAACCUGACCAGCGUUACAGGGGACAUCGAGAGUGAAGGAGAACACACUGACACUGACAACCGGUCACGUUGCAAGAAAGUGUUGGACUUUGUAGUUGGUCUCAAAUUAGAAGCUUUCUUUUUCUUCUACACUUUGGCAUACACAGUGCAGUAUGCCGCAAGUGCAAACCUUAUGGAAGCAAAAGCGUGUUAUCUCAUUUUAAACAAAACAGAGGAGAUAUGCAAGGAUUUAGAACACCACGACAAAGAAAUGAACGAGGUCCGCAACGUGUCUAAUUUGUACAUGCUCUAUGUGUCGCUUGUCGGGUUCUUACCCGGUGCUCUCGUCACUCUUCUCGUGGGCAGCUGGUGCGAUGCUUACGGCCGUUUUAAAGUUCCGAUGUGCGUUUCCAUCUUGGGAGUGAUGAUGAAAGUCUCCGGAAACCUCGUCACGGCUGUUUACGCGGAGGCUCCGGUGUACUACAACAUGAUCAGCGCUAUACCCGAAGGCAUCUUCGGCGGCCUCCCGGCUGUCUUGAUGUCGUCGUAUGUCUUGACGGCUGCUUCGUGCCCUCCGGACAAAAGAACGACAAAGUUUUUUCUCAUACAAAUCGCAUUUAUAUUGGCAUUCCCUAUGGGGCAGCUGGUCAGUGCAUUGACAUACCAGAAAUCUGGUUUGGUCCCUCUGUUUGCAGCAUCGUUGGGUCUUUUUGCCUUUUCGUUGCUCUGGACUGUGCUCGUGAUCAAGGAUGUGUCGUACCCCGAAGAAAGAUCGCCAGGCUCUCCUGGAGCGCAAAGCGGAAGCUCACGGCCUAAAAUCACUCGGGGAACGUUUCUGCAGCUCCUCACCAGGCGUCACUUCUUUGGCAGCUUGCGUGCCGUCCUCGCAAGAAGCACUGACGUCGAUAGGUUCCGCGUUCCUCUACUCGUACUAUCCGUUUUCCUCCUGGUGCUAAACAGCCAGACGUCUUUCAUCAGCUACUUCUACGCCAGGUCAAAGUUCCAGUGGACCUUCUCGAAGUACGUAAUCAUUUCUUCCGCGUUUUCUCUGGCCAGCGUCGUCGUUAUCACAGCUCUGCUGUUGCUGUUCUUGCGAUGGAUGCCUGCAAAUCAGGAAUACGGUCUCGCCAUGAUAGGACUAGCAGGGGUGGGCUUCCAGAACGCCCUGCAUGCCGCUUCUGGUUCGGUGGGCCAGCCUCUCUUCCUCCUGGGCCACGGCUUCGGCAUGCUGAGCAACAUAGCUCCCGCGUGCGUCAGAGCGCACGUGUCAAAAUUGUUGCCCGAGGACGAGCACGGUAGAGUGUUCUCCGUGAUGGCAACCUGCGAGGCACUGGCGCCUUUGCUUGGGAGGUUUGUCCUGUGGCACCUGUUUGGCGUUUCGAAGCACUUUUUUGCGGGGCUGUCUUUCGUGAUGUCGUUUGUACUGGUUCUCGUGCCGCUCGCUGUUCUGAUUUAUUUCUGGCGUAAAAGGAACAUGGAGUAUCACGUUGUGGCGGAAGAUUGUCACGCCGAUGAAGGAAGAACGUAACGGAGAAACUGUGGUGUCCUUGUAGGGGGAGCUAGUAAAGGCUGUGAUAAAUGGGGUGCUGUGGUAGUUAUCCUGCACAAAGAUGUUGCCGUCACAAUCUUUACAAACCUGCGAAACAGAACUAGAACUAGGGUAUAUAUAUUUGUGGUUUCUAAGAAUGGCAUUCUUGCUGCUGUUCCUAGUCCCCCGAUGCAUACUGUUCUGUAAGGGAUGCGAAGGAACAUAUUUUAAUACCUCUCUUAUGUUUGGCAAAUACAAGUUUUGCACUGUCGCGUAAUAAGUAAAUAUGAAGUGCAUUUUUAUAACCCCCCUUGUGCGAUUCCUACGUUAACGGCACGAAAAAUACCAAAUAUUUUGCUUUCAGUCACCCUCAGCUUCUUUUUGUUUUUUUCUUUGUCAAUUUACCACUAGCCAAAUAUUUUGUCUCUUUAUAUGUGCAGAUAGCAUUUAUUCCACAUAGGCGAUGCUAUUCCUGUGUGAUGUUUCGCCUGUAUUUUAUGAAAAUAUACGUCACUUUACGUCUG